Aquila chrysaetos chrysaetos is the source of this 4555-nucleotide messenger RNA. RefSeq names its product 3-hydroxyacyl-CoA dehydratase 2 (gene HACD2). NCBI's taxonomy places the organism in Eukaryota, Metazoa, Chordata, Aves, Accipitriformes, Accipitridae. The transcript has 7 exons. Gene Ontology annotation, molecular function: 3-hydroxyacyl-CoA dehydratase activity. The coding region runs from base 45 to 788 and encodes 247 amino acids. The record is from RefSeq and is a predicted model, not a curated record. Gene Ontology annotation, biological process: fatty acid elongation; very long-chain fatty acid biosynthetic process; sphingolipid biosynthetic process. Gene Ontology annotation, cellular component: endoplasmic reticulum membrane.
CCCCGUACGCUAAGAGCGGGCGGAGGCCGCGGGAGCGCCGCAACAUGGCGGCGUCUGGCAGCGGCGGCGGCAGCCGGGCGGACAACGGCUACGGCAGCCAGCAGCCGCGGCGGAGGAAGGGCCCGGGCGCCCUGGCCACGGCCUACCUCGUUAUCUACAACGUGGUGAUGACGGCGGGGUGGCUUGUUAUUGCAGUUGGUCUAGUUCGAGCAUACCUGGCUAAAGGUAGCUACCAUAGCCUUUACUAUUCAAUAGAAAAGCCCCUGAAAUUCUUCCAAACUGGAGCUUUGCUUGAGAUUCUGCACUGUGCGUUUGGCAUUGUUCCCUCUUCUGUUGUUCUGACUGCUUUCCAAGUGAUGUCAAGGGUUUUCCUGACGUGGGCAGUAACACAUAGUGUAAAAGAGGUACAAACUGAAGAUAGUGUCCUGUUGUUUGUGGUGGCCUGGACAAUCACUGAGAUAAUCCGUUAUUCUUUUUAUACUUUUAGCUUGUUAAACCAUCUCCCUUAUCUCAUCAAAUGGGCCAGGUACACUUUGUUUAUAAUAUUGUAUCCAAUGGGAGUCUCAGGUGAAUUACUCACAAUAUAUGCUGCAUUACCCUUCGUCAGGCAGUCUGGCUUGUAUUCCAUUAGUUUACCUAACAAGUACAAUUUUUCUUUUGACUACUAUACAUUCCUGAUCCUGGUUAUGAUCUCUUACAUUCCAAUCUUUCCUCAGCUGUAUUUUCAUAUGCUACAUCAGAGGCGAAAGGUACUUUCCCACACUGAAGAACACAAGAAGUCGGAGUAAUUCCAACUCUUUUUCAGAACUUUUCAAACAUCAAAAUGCUGCAGAUUUUCAAUACCCAGCACAUUUAUAAAGAAUAUACCAAGAUAAAAUAAGUCAGAGGUAAAAGACCAAUAACUUAGUAAGAAUAACCAAUAAAUCUGAUUUCAUGGAAAUUCCACAAUGUAAAACAUUGAAAUAAUUUUCAGCUUGCAGUGCUUCAGAAAACUUUUAAACUUUAUACGGCUUGGCAGUUAGCCUUUUCCUUUUUCUUAAAUGAUGUGCUAAAUGGUUUUCAUUUAUUACUAAAUGCCUGAAGGUUGCAGUAUGAGUGAUGAAGUUGUACCCACUAAAUGCUUGAAUUGGAGUUAUAUUACUGAUACGUCUUUUUUUUUAAGUGCUUGACUGCAUGCCAGAAACUGUAUGUAUUGCUGUGAAAGCAAACAAUAUGCUCUGGAAUACUUUAGGAUUUUGUCAGAGACUCCAGUGGAGAAUGUAAUCCAGGCAAAGUGUUUGAAUUGAGAAAGGUAGGUUGUGUAUUUAAAAGGUGAUGGGAACAAGAACAGGAAACCAAUUAUGGGAAAUUAGGGGAAUGUGGUUCUUUAGGAAUUUAAGCAGUAAGGUGUCUGACCAGAGUCUGUUCUCUGAAGAUCUUGUUUAAGCUGAUUACUCAAAUGCUAAUGUUAAUUCAGAGGCUGUAAUGCUUAUCUGAAACAUUAAAACUCCUCUAAGUACUGCAUCCUGGAUACUUUUUUAAACAUUAAAAAAUAAUACUAAUAGUAAUAUUUCUAGUGAUAUCAGUAAUGAAUCUAAACAAUAUAAGGAGGCAGGUCACCCAGAAACAGGUGCAGUUCUCCCUUUUUUACUUUAAACUAUCAUCUCUAAUCACUGUCCACCAUCACAGUGGUACUCAUCUUUCAGUGUUGAGGACUAUUUGGUCUACUGUGGAAUCAUUUGAGGGCCUUGUUCCUCAACCCAACUUUUCUCAAGUGACUAAUGUGUGUCACUGGCACAUCCAAGCAGGCAGUUCCAGGCACUCAGGUUCUGAAGUGUUGCAAAGUCCUAAGCUCCUUCUUUGAAAGCAGAUUAUCUCAUGUGUUACAUGCUGCUUUUGCAGAUUGGACAAGCCCUCCCUCAUCUGCUCUUUUGAAAGAGCAGAAGAUCAUAGAAAGUUAAAUUUUCCUAGAUGCUUUCUCUGGGUUUUCAGGCUAAGCCUUCCCUCAGGAAGGUAGAACAGAAAAUGAAAGAACUGAGAAAACCUUGUGUCAAGGCAGAAAGCACUAAUGCUGUGUGAGCAGUGCCCCAAGUUCUGAGCAAACUGUUGAUUGGGGGUAGAGGAUGGGGAACGGAAGGGACAAAGGGAGCAGGGAAAUGAAUAAAUACCCAAGCAAAGGCAGUGUACGUUAUGGCCUUUGCUCUGUUAGGAAUUGCUAGUCGAAUAGUCCUAUCUUCACCCAGUCAGAGCCACUAGACAACAACACAAGGGCUUCUCAGGCUUCCUUCUUGAAACAUCAUGAUUUAGUGCAUAAAUGAGGUGUGACCACUACCAUAGUACCUGCAAUACUAGUCUUGUGCUGUGCCUGCCAGCACCUCCCCCUGGAUAUGGCCCAUAUCUGUGUCCCAGUUACUUGUGCUUGACACAUUGCAGCUCUCCCUAAACAUAGCCAGUAAGUGCUAAGGGCACAGGCUCUCUGUUCUAGCACUUGGGGAGAGCUGGAUUUACAAUUAUUUUGGUUUAUGUUUGUCAGAGCUGUAUUUAAAAACAAAACCAAAACAAAAACAAAAAAAAACCAACCAAAAAAACCCCCAAAAAACCUUGGGAUUUUUCAGUAAUUUCCUUUGGCUCCAUCAAAAAGUCUGACUGAAUUUUCCUAGCGCUCAGUAACACAUGUAACACCUUUCCUGUUCAACACAAGCAGGACUAUUGUAAGCAGGGAGAGGGUAGGAGAUAAUAAUGAUCUUUGCUUCUAUUUUAAACCUUUUGGAGACAGUUAUUGGCUGUAAUUAAAAACGCUAUGGCCGUAUACAACCUCAGAGUGGUUUUGCGUUCAAAGAUGCAACAAUUUUAAUUCAUUUCUCCAUUAGGGUAUGUGAUGCUUUGUUGUAGUGAUCUGAGAAAUGUUUCAUUAUACUGAACUCAUUGUUCGAAAGUGUAAACUUCCACCUCUGAAUGAAACAUCUCCUUUUGCAUAUACUUGCUAUCAGAGGAGUUAGUGUCAGUAUUUCUAAAGGAUGUCAUCUAAAAGAUCUGAUUUCCUGAUGUACUCGGGUUACUGGAUAUUGUCCAUGCUCAGCUCCUGAACUUUUCUUGAUUUGAUUUCUGUGCCCAAAUAAAAGAUUUGUUUACACAUCUGUUGGUCCAAUUUGGAGAAGAAGAAUGGCUGUGUAAUAUUCCUGUAUGAAACUCAUAGCUCUGUUGAUGAGAAAGAUGUAGUACAGAUCUGUAUUAGAUAGCAUUGGCACUAUGGAAAAGCAGAGAGAUGCCAGUAGGGAGAAAGCUUGUACAACAAACAUCUUUACUGAAUAAGCUUUAGUAUGGAAUAUUUACUUUAAUUGAAAAUACUAAUUUACCACACAAAUAAACUACAGCCUUUUAAAAGAAAAUGGAGUUACUCUUCCUUUUAAAAGAAAAAGAAAUUGCUUUGAUGGUAAGAAAUCUUAUCAGCAAAGUUGAUUUUAAAAAUUAUAUUCUGAAGUAUGAACAUGCAGUUAGUAUGUACAAGAAUUACAGCGCUUCAGUCUGCAGUGCUCUUUCAAGGUUAGCUUCCAUGGAAAUCACUGGAAAGUGAUCUUGAGUAAGAACUAGGGCAUUGCACUACAGUACUGUUUGGGUUUUUCCCUAAUACUGACUUCGUCACAUGUGUGGGUUUUUUCCUCCUCAUAAAAUAAGGAAUAAAUUUCCCCUUGUCAGUCACUGAAAUUGUAAUGUGGUUUAUGUGAACUUUAUAAUAGAAGCUUUGAUUAGUACUCUUUGUCGCUAGAUCUAGAAGGGGGUUUUUUCCCACAGUCUAUUUACUUGGUUUGUAUGUUUUCUAUCAGCAUCACCAAACUUCUGCAGCAGACGUUUUCUGCUUUGGUAGUCUUUGUGUUGUGUGCACUGGUUCCACCGACAAUACUUUAUGUUCUGCCAUGCUGGCUUUGUUCAAGUUACUCAUUACCUUCUAAAAGACCAAGGUUCUUACCAGUGUAUAGUUUACAACUGGAAUUGUAGAAAUGUUCAUAUUGUAAAUUGCAGUAAGGUGCAGGUUAUGGUGCAGGCAAAUUGUAAUUUUUCACAACGUGAUGUUUCUAUCAAAGGGUUUGGGUUUUUUUUGUUAUUUAUCAGUAGAAAGGUUGGCAUUUGUGUGGACCAAUCUGCAGUGUCAUUUUAAAACCUAUCUUUCAGCUUAAAAUUUUCAUGAGUGUACAUCAAAUCAUACAUUUUGAUGUAUAUUUAUGUCAGUGAAAUUUGGUUGAAAACUGUAUACAGUCAUUUUUGUAUUUUUUCUAUGUUGUGAAGAAUAAAAUUGUAAUUUUAUAAGUCUGAUUCACUAAGAUUAUUAUAAGUUAAUGUAUUUUUUGUAUAUUUAGGAAUCUGGUAUUACCUGGAGCUCUGAAAGAUUAAGCAUAGAGAUUUUAUGCAUGGUUGGAAGAUAUUUCUACUUGAUAAUAUACAGUGAAAUGGUUUGUAUGCUAAAAUACUAGUACGUGUUGUUGCCUUGUGAAAUUGAUUCUGUGCUCUCUGCCUGGAUUUGGCCUACUGAUCAGUGAUACUAAUUGCUAUAAUCCAAAUAAAAUAAUUCUGAACAAAA